CCAAGACCCUUGAAUAGGACUAAGUAGGAGUACUACUCCAAAACCACCUCCUUCGAGGAAUCCGCUACUUCCCGGUUCCGAAUAAAGCACAAGAGUUUAUUUAUCCAGAAACUGGAAAUCAGGAAUUCAAAUCGAAAUGGCGUUGGGAAGCUACAACUACACCAUCUGGCCUUUCUCUUCUCAAUUAGGGCUAAGGCCACAGCGACAAGGCUCUUAUCCCACGGCUACCCCUUGCUGCUGCUGCUGUUCGCCUCAAGCCUCGCUUUCUCCCGUUGUUAACUCAACCCUCUCUGAGAUUAGAAGUUCAGGUGUAAUCGCUUGCCUUCGUGCCCAAAGUGCAGAGCUAGCAAUGGAAGCAGCGUGUGCUGCACUUAGGGGUGGCAUCUCAGUUCUGGAGAUUGUGAUGUCCACCCCAGGUGUGUUUGAGGUUUUACAGCAGCUGGUGAAAGACCAUCCUACCAAAACUUUAGGAGUUGGGACUGUUUUAAAUGCUAAGGAUGCCAAAAGCGCCGUAAAUGCUGGAGCCAAAUUCCUUAUGAGUCCUGCAAUGGUAAAGGAUAUUCUGGACGAUGCUCAAGGCAGCGAAGCUCUGUACAUACCCGGUGUUAUGACCCCGACAGAAAUAUUAUCUGCACAUGGUGCUGGUGCAAAAAUUGUAAAGGUUUAUCCUGUGUCCAUAUUAGGUGGUGUUCGGUACAUAUCAGCUCUUAGAAAGCCCUUUUCUCAUAUUUCAAUGAUUGCUUCUCAGGGCAUAACAAUAGAUUUAAUUGGCGAUUACAUUGCCCAGGGAGCAUCAUCAGUUGUCUUGUCAGAUGCUAUAUUUGAGAAAGAGGCUAUGGAUCAUAGACGUUUCAAUCUAAUACAUCAACUUUCCCAGCUUGCAGUUUUGCGGGUAAAUGAAGCUGUACAAAGGUCUCCUCUCGCAUUUUCCUCCUUAAACACCGUUAAAGCACAAGUAGAGAAAACAACCAUACAAGCAUCUCCAACACGUCCUCUCCUCUACCGUGAAACCAAACACACCUACAUACGCAUUUUGUUGCGCCGCAUAUCAGCGCUGAGUUAUGAGGUAGCUCAACUUGGCAUAAACAAAGUCACUGGUAACGUGUCCAUAAGUUUUGGAGGGAGAAGUAUAAUUAUUCAAGUUACAUUAACAGGCUCAAAAGUAUUGGACACAAUGCAUUGGAAAAUUGAUGAAAGAGAAAAAGGUGAACUUACUGUACGUAGAUCUUAAUCCAAAAUUGGGCACGACUGUCUAUUCUCUACCUAUAAGAAUAUCUAUAUGCCACGGCUCCAACAUUACAAGCAAUUCAUCAAACACAUGGCUGAACAAGGUAAUAUGCAUGCAAUAUCCAGCAAUAGAACACGAAGUAUGUACAUGACAAUAUUAAUACACAAUCAAAAUCUAUAACUACAAGUGGGGAACAUAACCUGUACCAAGGUUCCCACGAUCAAAUUUGCAGCAAGAAAAAUAAAAUUCCUCCAUAAUUGAACUGUAAACUGUCCUCGGUUGUAAAGAUAUUACUAACACCUUCCGGUUCACUUAAAGAAGGAUCGUAAACCAUCGAUUCUAUGAGCUAUCAAGCUAUCCAAAAAAAUCGAAUUAUGAUCAUUCCGACUUCUAUUAGAUGAAAGGUGUAACCACAGAAUCAUUUUUGUUGUUCAGAUAAUUGUUAUGCAAUAAUCAACUUUUUGUG
This is a messenger RNA of Rhododendron vialii, 1694 nucleotides long. RefSeq lists its product as uncharacterized. The transcript is spliced from 10 exons. Gene Ontology annotation, molecular function: lyase activity. The record is from RefSeq and is a predicted model, not a curated record. Lineage: Eukaryota; Viridiplantae; Streptophyta; Magnoliopsida; Ericales; Ericaceae. Bases 137 to 1231 code for a protein of 364 amino acids.